AUGAACCGAGGCUCUCUUUUGCUCUUGUUGACAGCGGCCGUUGGUCCCACGCUAUGUGUAGCCGCAGGCGAUAAAGGAUCACGGCCUAGGGGGGUAGGGCCUGAAUUCGCCAAGUUCUACAAGGACACCAACACGUUUAGCUGCAUUUCCAACCCCUCAAUCAAGAUACCAUUUUCUGCUGUCAACGACGAAUACUGUGAUUGUCCUGACGGCAGUGAUGAACCUGGCACAUCUGCAUGCUCGUUUAUAUCUCCUUACUCGCCAUCAUACUCUUCGAAUUCCGGAAACGAUAAGACGGACAACAAGUUGUCACUUCCAGGCUUUUACUGCAAGAAUAAAGGGCAUAUUCCCCUAUAUAUCAGCUUUCAACGAGUGAAUGAUGGAGUAUGCGACUACGAUAUAUGCUGUGAUGGAAGCGAUGAGUGGUCCCACGUUGGUGGACUAAAGUGCGAAGACAGAUGCAAAGAGAUUGGCAAGCAGUGGAAGAAAGCCGAGGAAGAAAAGGAAAAAUCACACUUUGCAGCGUUACGGAAACGCAAAGAACUUGCGGCGAAGGCAUCCAAGUUAGAACGGGAGAUACAAGACCGCAUCGUGGUGCUUGAGAAGGAAGCUCAAGACCUUGAAGUUUCCCUCAAGGACCUCGAAGCGCAGCUGGAAAAAGCCAGGGCAAAUAAUAGAGGGAAGACAGCAAGUGGCCAGAAGCAAGGAAAGGCUUAUGAACUGGCAAAGCUUGCAAAGGCCAGGACUAACACCCUCCGUAUUGCUCUGGAGGAGGUACAGCUACAGAGGGAUCAGGUGACAAAUCUCCUACGGGAAGCUGAGGGUAUUCUGUCCAAGUUUAAAGAAGAAUACAAUCCUAACUUCAAUGACGAGGGCGUCAAGCGUGCAGUUCGUGGCUGGGAAGACUACAUUGCACGAAAGGGAGAACAGGGAGGCGAUUCAUUCGAAGACGCUAGCCUACUCGACGCGCUUAAACAUGAACAUGACGAGCCGUUCGAAAACCCUGAUCAGUGGGCAGAAGAAGCUGAGAUUGGAUUAGUGUACAAGCUGGCAUCUUUCUUACCUGCCGGCGUUGUAAAUUUCAUUGAAGAUAGUCUUACUAGCUCCCGAUCCGCAUUGGUCUCGAAUGGUCUCCUAGCAGACAGCUCACUGGACAAUGACUCAGAUGAGCCACGGGAAGUGAGAGACGCCAGGGACAAAGUAACUGGCGCCGAAGUUUCUCUUAACUUGAAGAAAUCUGAGAUCAAGGAUCUCAAGCGUGACCUCAAAGAAGAUUUUGGCGUUGACUCCAUCUUCAGAGCGCUCAAGGGAGAAUGCAUUUCCCAGGAUUCAGGAGAUUACACCUAUGAACACUGCUGGAUGGAGCAGACCAAGCAGAAAUCUAGAAGAGGACGCGCCGAUACCACCAUGGGAAGAUUCGAGAAGAUCUCGUCCAUUGUUGUGGACGAAGUUACCCCGUCCGGCCAAAUUGUUCAGAAAACCAAAGUCACUCUUGUUUAUACUAACGGCCAAACGUGCUGGAACGGACCUGCACGUUCGACAACAGUGAUACUCGAGUGCGGCGAGAACAACGAGAUUAUCAAGAUUUCGGAGGAUGAGAAGUGUAUCUAUUCAAUGUUCGCCACCUCGCCAGCUGCCUGUGACCCCCCUCUAGCUAGCAAAGAUGGCCAGGGAAGAAGCGGAAAAGAUGAGCUAUGA
This is a messenger RNA of Nannizzia gypsea CBS 118893, 1698 nucleotides long. RefSeq lists its product as hypothetical. Gene Ontology annotation, cellular component: glucosidase II complex. NCBI's taxonomy places the organism in Eukaryota, Fungi, Ascomycota, Eurotiomycetes, Onygenales, Arthrodermataceae. The record is from RefSeq and is a predicted model, not a curated record. The transcript has 3 exons. The coding region runs from base 1 to 1698 and encodes 565 amino acids. Gene Ontology annotation, biological process: N-glycan processing.